This is a messenger RNA of Oncorhynchus nerka (sockeye salmon), 2397 nucleotides long. Its product is annotated as midnolin-like. Lineage: Eukaryota; Metazoa; Chordata; Actinopteri; Salmoniformes; Salmonidae. The record is from RefSeq and is a predicted model, not a curated record. Gene Ontology annotation, molecular function: protein binding. Gene Ontology annotation, cellular component: nucleus. The transcript has 7 exons. Bases 353 to 1675 code for a protein of 440 amino acids.
AGAGACGCUUUUACGCAUUGUACAGUUCAAUGUGUAGGUUUGAGUCUGAGGAAGACAGGGUAGCCAAGAAGAGGCACUAUUAGGGCAGUCUAUUGUGAUUAUCUAUCUUCAGUUAUCACUCAGUUACAUAUUUGGAACACACAGUUCAACUCAUAGGCUACAGUACUUGGCUCCAUUGAUCAAUAAAGACAAAGAACAUCUCAUUAUUUAUAUUUCGUCUUCUGGAAAACGGCAGAAGAGUAUCGGAGUUGUGUGGGUCAGUUUCAAAUAGCCUACAUUUAGACAAGCGGAUACCAGCUACUCUUUGAUACUUCGACCCAAAUAACGUGCCAAAUAAAGCGCAGCCCAGCGAAUGGACCAUCAUCAACCCGGCACACGUAGCUUCAUUCCCCGCGCGGCUCCAGUCUGCGCGUCGGUACCUACUGAAUCAUUCAUGCGCUUGUCCAUCAGCUCGACCACAGGCAGCCGCUUCGAGCUCUCUGUCCAUCGGGGAGAGACGGUGGAGGUGCUGAGGAGACGACUUUCCCAAAAGCUCAGAGUACCGAAAGAAAGAUUCGUCUUGCUGCAUAAGGAAAGGCGGUUGAGUACAGGGAAACUACAUGACCUGGGCAUAGUUGAUGGGAGUAAGCUGACACUGGUCCCAACUAUUGAGGCAGGCUUGUUAUCAUCCCAACCAUCCAGAAGAGAGCAGACCAUCAUGCAGGCUUUGGAGAGUUUAACUGAAACUCAGGUCAGUGACUUCCUGUCUGGCCGUUCACCCCUGACCCUUGCCCUCAGGGUCGGUGAGCACAUGAUGUUCGUCCAGCUCCAACUGGCCCCCAGAGUGCCGCUGGGCAGCAGCAGAGUCACCUCAUCACCCAGCGAGCAGGCAGAGCUGGGGUUGAACAGUGCCCCCCCCUGCUCCACCAACCCCACCUGCUCCAGCCCUGCACCCCAGAGCCCAACCCCUGCCACCACCUACCCAGAGGGUGACUGCAGUGUGGCUGGUACUCCCACCUCUAAUAAAACAGCUGCCGGGGAACCAGGUGCUGUCAUAGAGAGCUUUGUGAGCCAUGCCCCAGGAGUCUUCUCCGGGACCUUCUCAGGCACUCUGCCCCCAGCUGGGCAGGACAGCACCAGUACCGGUGUCGAGUCAUCCAGACGAGGCAUCAACACCAUCUUCCAGAUCCUCAACGACCUUCUCAGUGCCACUCGCCACUACCAAGGGGCUCCACUGUCCCUCUCCCAGCUCCUCUGCCGCCCUCCCAGCACCCCAACCAGCAGCACUCCGAGUACCCCAACCUCGCCCUUCCCGCCGCCCUCACCUCUCACCCCUGACCUUGUCAGCACUGCUACCUCAGGACCACUUACAGACCACAUCAGCCAGGAACAAAGUCACUCAUGUAAACCUGCUGCAGGCCUGUGUUCCAGUCAAUCUGAGGAAGAGAACCAGUCGUUGCGUUGUAAACUGGAGCGCCUUCAGAUGUUGAUGCACCAGAGACACCUGCGCAGGCGGGCUCGCAGGGACACACGCACCUCACACCCCUACCCUCACCACCGUCAACCCUGGUCGCCCGGACGAGACAAAGCCAGCCGCCAUAGCAACGGCAGCCUGUCCAGCAGCGAGAGCUCUUCCCUGGACGACCUGGAGUUGCAAUGGAAACCGGAGCUACCUUCCGACCUUGUGAUGGCAUAGAGCAUGAGAUUAAAAUAAGUUUGGACCUAUGUCAUUGGCUGUCCUUUGAAUGGCUGAGUAGGAGAAAUAAACUGCCCAUUUUGGGACUCGAUCACACUGCACAAGGACUCUUCAUAAAGACAACUGUCCCUUCUUGAAACUGGACAUUCAAACAGAACUUACGUAGUAUAUUGUAUGUAAAUAGUUUACUCCCUUGACUGAGCUUUCUGCGGAUCAUAUGACACUUCUUUACUGUCAGUCUCUUGCCAGAGUCUGUUGGAACCAGACUAACGUUUGAGGGUCUACCAGUCAAUGUACCUACCAUUUUAAACUCAUCUGACGCACAUCUUCAGUUGCUGUCGUUCACAUUGUCAAAACUAUGUAGCAUUGAGGUUGUCAAAUAGAUACGUUUCUGCACAUUUGUUCGGACAGCUUUAUUGCAAGGUUUUGCAGUCGCUCAAGAGUGAAGUGAUCUUUGUAUACAGUAUGUUCUGAUGCAUUAAGCAGGUAAAAUAUAAAAUUGAUAAUGUUCUGAUUUGACCCAUGUAGACUGUUUAAGUUUUAAGCAAUAAUUGAUUCUGUUCUGCAGACUUUCCUAGGAAAUACAAAUUCUGAAUUAAGCAAUUUGCCUCUUUUCCUUUAAUUAUACUCCUAACAUCCAUUUAACAAAAUACUCCAACCCUAGACCUCAACUCAAUGCCUGUAUUGAGUGCGUUCAGUUCAAUUAAACAUUUGCUACGUUG